Molecule: messenger RNA, 1422 nt
Organism: Sphaerulina musiva SO2202
Lineage: Eukaryota; Fungi; Ascomycota; Dothideomycetes; Mycosphaerellales; Mycosphaerellaceae
Product: 14-3-3 protein
Exons: 8
Coding region: 118-936 (272 amino acids)
Biological process (GO): signal transduction
Cellular component (GO): cytoplasm
Source: RefSeq, a predicted model, not a curated record
CACGCCUCCACUACCUCUCCAGCAACAAACACCCUUCUUUUCUCACAACCUCUCUCUCGCGACCCACCGAAGUCCCACCCAUCCACCGCUAUCCCGCUGAGCUAGCAGACUGCCACCAUGGCCACUGAGCGCGAGAGCAAGACGUUCCUCGCACGACUGUGCGAGCAGGCAGAGCGCUACGAUGAGAUGGUCGGAUACAUGAAGGAAGUUGCAAAGCUCGGCGGUGAGCUUACCGUCGACGAGCGCAACCUCCUUUCCGUGGCCUACAAGAACGUGGUCGGCACGCGCCGCGCGUCCUGGAGAAUCAUCUCGAGCAUCGAGCAGAAGGAGGAGGCCAAAGGCACAGACAAGCACGUUGGCAUCAUCCGCGAUUACCGUCAGAAGAUCGAGACCGAGCUCGAGAAGGUCUGCCAAGAUGUUCUCGAUGUGCUUGACGACAGCCUCAUCCCAAAGGCCGAGACCGGCGAGAGCAAAGUCUUCUACCACAAGAUGAAAGGUGACUACCACCGCUACCUCGCCGAGUUCGCCUCUGGCGAGAAGCGCAAGACAGCUGCCACUGCCGCGCACGAGGCUUACAAGAACGCCACGGACGUCGCUCAGACGGAGCUCACCCCAACUCACCCUAUCCGCUUGGGUCUGGCGCUGAACUUUUCAGUCUUCUACUACGAGAUCCUGAACUCUCCAGAUCGUGCCUGCCACCUCGCCAAACAGGCAUUCGACGAUGCCAUCGCCGAGCUCGACUCGCUUUCCGAGGAGUCCUACCGCGACAGCACCCUCAUCAUGCAGCUCCUGCGUGACAACCUUACCCUCUGGACAUCAUCAGAUGGCGGCGAGCCAGAGGCUGCCGCUGCCGCUGGCGAGACCAAGGCUGAGGAGAAAGCUCCAGAGCCAGCUGCAGAGCCUCCGACUGAGGAGGAGCCAAAGCCAGCUGCUUAAGUGUUGUCAAGUCUUUUACCAGUCAUCAGCGGCGUGCUCUUUAUCAGGAGUUGGUGUGCAGGAGCGUGGACGACGGACGCAUGUUUCCCAUCACCACCUCGAUGAGGCGGGUAAUGAGAAUAGCAUGCAAUGAAUCAUAACGGAGAAGAAUUGCAACCCAAGACACCAGCGGAAUCGGCCAUGAUGCCUGUGGCUCAUGGAUCUGAGAUGUGGAAAGUGUCCAGCUUUGCUUUCCACCAUCACACCACUCUUCGAACCCCUAUUGCGUUUAUGCGAACGAUUCGGCGGCGCUCCAUGUUUAGCCUGUGUUUCUUCUCGACUCUAUCCAGCGACGUAUGUGCUUUUUGAUGAUGACGAUUCUUUCCCCGACGGACUGUGGCCUCAUCGGCUCGACGUCAAGGAUGAGUUGCUACAGAGCUGGGAAUCACCCACUCUACUGACGGUCUCUACCCAAGCUAGCAUACCUACGCAAGCAAUAUCCCAAAA